GGCUGACGCUUACCGCGCAGACUCAUUGCAGAGCGCGAUGUUCAAAUUUGUUUCCGGCCUCAGUGUGUUCGGUCGGUCGGUGCAGACAUGGAGCGACACGACAGCAGCACUGCAAGGACUCCCACCAACAGCCUUGUCGUCAAGAGGAGGACCAAAAGCAGGAGCUACCGGCAGUCGUACCAGAGCUGCUUCGGUGCUGGUUCACGACUCGGCUUAACUCCGGCGCUGACGGCGCGGAGGUUCAACACCAGCAGGAGAGCUCCAAAGUCACGCAAUAUCACAGACAAGGUGAACGCAGAGCAGCUGGCCUUACUGGUGAAGACUGAGUGGCAGCUGUCGUACGUGACUCCCCUCUAUCGGUUCAGACACACCCAGCUGAAGAGCUACUCCAGGCAGCUGUCUGCGUUCAUCGCCGCGGAGAAGCAGCAAGGUCUGGCGGUGGAGGUGGAGGGACCGCAGGGCGGCGUCAGGGUCUCCUUCUCUGUGGUGCAGGGGAUGGUCGAGGCGGUCGAUGAUGCAGAGACUGUCCUCAUACAGAUCCAUUCAAAGCCUCUGUUUGCCAGGCAGGACGAGCCUCAGAAGUCUGUAUGGAGCGGCUGGCUGACCUGCAUCAACGGCAACCCCGAUUACCUGCACUCCCUUCCAGAGGACUUCGUCUGCCUGCCGCUAUUCUGCAGCAGCGGGCCCGAGAAUCUCACCACAGUGGUCAAAUCCUGGUUCCAGCAGAACUUCGACUGCUACUUUGGCCCCCUGGAGAUCAGCCACACAAGCCUGCAGUGGCUCGUGGCAUUAUGGACCAACUGUCACACCGAGUCCAGCAUCCAGCACCUGAAAAUGAUUUGGACUCUUCCGGUGGCGCCGCCGCUGCAGAUCACCUACACGGUUAACCCGCAAGAUGCCUGGGAGCUGUGGAGCAGCGUGAGAAAGAAUCCUCAGGAGGAGAAUAAAGCAGGGAAGGAAGUGGAGGAGGACAGUAUUGACAUUGAGGAGGUGAUGAGCUUCAUCCAGAUGCUGAAGAGCCACUUUUACAGACACUUCAGGCUGGAUCUGUCAGCGGGGAGCCUGAACCAGGUCUCCACAGCACUGGGCUCAGCCAAGUACAGCGGCAGGAUAAAGAUCUCCAACAGCAAAUACAUGAUCACCACCCUGACGCUACUGACAGAAUGCGCCCUCCUGAAAAUGCCGAUCUGAGUGGCAGAAAACACCUCCAGGAAAUCCAGGACUACAAUCACUGCAUUCAUUUGUUAAAAAAAGGACUCGACAUGCAGCUUUGCGUCGCCGGCAUUUUCUUGGAAAAUGUGACUUUUUUUUUCUCUCUCUCUCUUUUAUACUUUUUUAAAAGCAUGAAACAGAAAGGUUUUUUUUCACAAUAUUCUUUGCUACUUUUCUCCAAAUCCAUCCAGCAUCUAAACACGACUGUGUUGUCCUAAUUAUGAUGAGUGUGGAAGAAGACAUUCCAGUGUUCAUAGUUUACCGCCGGGAUACUCAAUUUGCUUUU
This is a messenger RNA of Larimichthys crocea (large yellow croaker), 1498 nucleotides long. RefSeq names its product centromere protein L (gene cenpl). NCBI's taxonomy places the organism in Eukaryota, Metazoa, Chordata, Actinopteri, Sciaenidae. The transcript has 5 exons. The coding region runs from base 88 to 1191 and encodes 367 amino acids. The record is from RefSeq and is a predicted model, not a curated record.